This is a messenger RNA of Enhydra lutris kenyoni (northern sea otter), 810 nucleotides long. Its product is annotated as ankyrin repeat domain 60. Lineage: Eukaryota; Metazoa; Chordata; Mammalia; Carnivora; Mustelidae. The coding region runs from base 1 to 810 and encodes 269 amino acids. Gene Ontology annotation, molecular function: protein binding. The transcript is spliced from 5 exons. The record is from RefSeq and is a predicted model, not a curated record.
AUGCGAGUGCUGCUGGAGGAGACCGGGGAGAUGUUCCAAGUGACAAACUGCCGCAGCGACAUGACGGUGCGGGAGCUCAAGGAGGAGCUGGACCUCACCGCCGGCAUCCCCUUGGACCUGCAGCGGCUCCAGUACCUGGACCAAGGAAUUUGGAUGGAUGAUACUACGUUGCAGUUCCAUGAUGUUGUUCCUGGUGGAAUUAUUUCAUUAUGUGUCUGGCGCCAUGAUGGAUGGACGGAACUGGUUUUGGCGGCUGUGGAAGGGGAUCCCAGUAAGAAAAGCUAUUUUCUCUCUUCAAAACACCAACAGGAAGAACUUCCUGCCUCCCGAGCCUGCCCGAUGCUCUCCUGCCUCGGUGUCGACGAAGAUUCUCUUUACCAAACUGCAAAUUCGCAGCGUUUGGAGCACAAGCAGCGGAAGGCCUGGAUCGCUCACAGAGUGUUCGUGGCCUUGUAUGUUACCUCUCACAGAGGCCACUCGGACGCCGUGCAGUACCUUCUAGAACAUGGGGCCAGCUGUCUCAGCAGAAGCCCCAUGGGCAGGACAGCCCUGCACGCGGCCGCAGCCAUGGGCCGUCUGGACUGUAUCAACCACCUGCUGAACUAUGGAGCCUCCAUCAAUGAAAAAGAUGCCAGGGGGGAGACCCCCAUGUCCCUCGCCCGGCGCCUGAACCACAGGCACAGUGAGCAGCGCAUGUUCUUCUUCUACUGGAUGGCGAAGUCAGGGACAACAGACCCAAAGAACUUGACCGAGAACAAGGUUCUUCUCAGGGCAAAGUCUAAGUCAGGCUCCAAGAAGAGCCAAGUUUGA